This is a messenger RNA of Verticillium alfalfae VaMs.102, 702 nucleotides long. RefSeq names its product cytochrome b2. The transcript has a single exon. The record is from RefSeq and is a predicted model, not a curated record. Gene Ontology annotation, molecular function: L-lactate dehydrogenase (cytochrome) activity. Gene Ontology annotation, biological process: lactate metabolic process. NCBI's taxonomy places the organism in Eukaryota, Fungi, Ascomycota, Sordariomycetes, Glomerellales, Plectosphaerellaceae. The coding region runs from base 1 to 702 and encodes 233 amino acids.
AUGAUCCCGACGCUUUCCUCCUGCGCCUGGGACGACAUUGUCGACGCCCGUCGGGGCGAGGACCAGGUCCAGCGGAUGCAGCUCUACGUCAACGAGGACCGCGACGUCACCAAGCAGAUCGUCCAGCAGGCCGAGAAGCGCGGCUGCAAGGGCCUCUUCAUCACAGUGGACAAUCCCCAGGUCGGUCGGCGCGAGAAGGACCUGCGCGCCCGGCAGCGCGCGGCGAGCCGCGACGGGGAGGCGUGGCACCCCGAGGUGUACCAGGGGACGUCGACGUUUCUCGACUCGACGCUCUGCUGGGACGACGUGCCCUUGUUUCCAGAGCAUCACCAACGUGCCCAUCGUGCUCAAGGGCAUCCAGAGCGUCGAGGACGUCCUCCGGACCGCGGAGCACGGCGUCGCCGGCGUCGUGCUCUCGAACCACGGCGGGCGGCAGCUCGAGUUCGCGCGGCCGUCGCUCGAGGUCCUCGCCGAGACGACGCCGGUGCUGCGCGCGCGCGGGGCCUGCAGGACGGGAUUGACGUCUUUGUCGACGGAGGCGUGCGUCGGGGCACUGACAUUCUCAAGGCGCUGUGCCUGGGCGCCCGCGGCGUCGGCAUCGGGCGCGCCUGCUGUACCCCCUGGGCGCGUAUGGCCAGCCUGGCGUCGAGGGCGCCAUUCAGCUGCUCGGGGAGGAGCUGGAAGCGGGAAUGCGUCUCCUAG